AAUUCACAGGCACAGAUUUGUUACAGAGAGAGAGAGAGAGAGAGAGAAUGGAGCUUCUCAGGCCUCACCCUGCAAAUUCUUCCCCUCUCACCCCUCUGACUUUCUUGGACAGAGCUGCCACCAUCUACGGCGAUGGCCCUUCCGUCGUAUACAACUCGACCACCUACACUUGGUCCCAAACCCACCGCCGAUGCCUCCAACUGGCCUCCUCCCUCACCUCCCUCCUCGGCAUCUCCAGGGGUGACGUCGUCUCCGUCGUCGCCCCCAACGUCCCCGCCAUGUACGAGCUCCACUUCGCCGUCCCCAUGGCUGGCGCCAUCCUCAACACCAUGAACAUCCGUCUCGACCCCCGCAUCGUCUCUGUCCUCCUCCGCCACUGCGAAUCCAAGCUCGUCUUCGUCGACUGCAUUUGUCGUUCCCUCGUCCUCCAAGCGCUCUCCUUGUUCCCCCCCUCCACGCGCCGCCCUCUCCUCGUCCUCAUCGCCGACGAUGCCAAUGCGGAUGCGGAUGGCUCCGCCGCCCCAUCCGAAAUCAACGCCACCGCUGAUAUAUGCGCCACGUACGAGAAUUUGAUCGAAAAGGGCGACCCGGGGUUCGAGUGGAUCCGACCCAAAAACGAGUGGGACCCGAUCACCCUCAACUACACCUCCGGAACGACGUCGUCGCCCAAGGGGGUAGUUCACUGCCACCGCGGCGUUUUCAUCACCACCGUCGAUUCGCUCAUCGAAUGGUCCAUGCCCACCCGACCCGUCUACCUGUGGACCCUCCCCAUGUUCCACGCCAACGGCUGGAGCCACCCGUGGGGGAUGGCCGCCGUCGGCGGCACCAACAUCUGCCUCCGGAGGUUCGACGCCGCCGUCAUCAGCCGCUCCAUUACAACCCACGGCGUCACCCACAUGUGCUGCGCUCCCGUGGUGCUCAACAUGCUCUCCAAUUCGGACCCGGAGCCUCUCCAAAAACCUGUCAGAGUCAUGACCGCCGGAGCUCCACCGCCAGCCACCGUGCUCCUCCGGACCGAAUCUCUCGGGUACAUCGUGUCCCACGGGUACGGGUUAACCGAGACGACAGGGAUCGUGAUAUCCUGCGCGUGGAAGCCGCAGUGGAACCGGCUGCCAGCAACGGAGCGUGCGAAGCUGAAGGCGAGACAGGGAGUGAGGACGAUCGGGAUGACCCAGGUGGACGUGGUGGACCCCGGGUCGGGUAAGAGCGUGAAGCGAGACGGGUUGUCUCUGGGGGAGAUCGUUAUGCGGGGCGGGUGCAUCAUGCUGGGGUAUCUGAAAGACCCAGAGAGGACGGCGAAAUCCAUGAAAGACGACGGGUGGUUCUACACUGGCGACGUUGCGGUGAUGCACCCGGAUGGGUAUUUGGAAAUAAAAGACAGAUCGAAGGAUGUGAUCAUAAGCGGAGGGGAGAAUCUGAGCAGCGUGGAGGUGGAGUCGGUGCUGUACACAAACCCGGCCGUGAACGAGGUGGCGGUGGUGGCGCGGCCGGACGAGUACUGGGGGGAGACGCCGUGCGCGUUCGUGAGCUUGAAGUCAGGGACGUCAGGAACAACGGAGAAAGAGAUAGUGGAGUAUUGCAGAGCGAGAUUGCCGCACUAUAUGGCGCCGAAGACGGUGGUGAUCAAGGAGGAACUUCCCAAGACUUCCACCGGGAAGAUUCAGAAGUUUCAGCUGAGGGAGAUGGCCAAGUCACUGUGUUGAGUGCUGUUCAAAAGGUCAGCGAGCUGUGGUAAAGUAGACGUGCAGGUUGUCCUCACAACUAGAAAUGUUUCAGUGGUUCUUUACUUGUGGGAAUGCCAACUUGUCACUGAAUUGAAGUUUUUGUUAUAAAAUGUGAUUGAGUCAGAAAAUAUAUAAAAUAUGUUGUCUUUUCAUCA
Messenger RNA from Malania oleifera, 1879 nucleotides. Its product is annotated as 2-methylpropanoate--CoA ligase CCL4-like. The record is from RefSeq and is a predicted model, not a curated record. NCBI's taxonomy places the organism in Eukaryota, Viridiplantae, Streptophyta, Magnoliopsida, Santalales, Ximeniaceae. Bases 48 to 1703 code for a protein of 551 amino acids. The transcript has a single exon.